Molecule: messenger RNA, 1559 nt
Organism: Telopea speciosissima
Lineage: Eukaryota; Viridiplantae; Streptophyta; Magnoliopsida; Proteales; Proteaceae
Product: nematode resistance protein-like HSPRO2
Exons: 1
Coding region: 78-1523 (481 amino acids)
Biological process (GO): defense response
Molecular function (GO): heme binding; metal ion binding
Source: RefSeq, a predicted model, not a curated record
GCAAUCAAACCAUCUUCAAGUAAUUCACUACCUCACCCUUUCUUCUCUCAUCAAUUACCCGUUCCGAUUUUGGAAAAAUGGUCGAUCUGGACUGGAAAUCGAAGAUGGUUUCCUCCGAUGUGCCCAUCACAUCGCCCAAACUAUCCAAUAAGCCACGAAUUUCGAUUCCAUCUCCGGUUCGAGCGGUCGAUAUUUCACCUGCUUCGUCAUCUUCCUGCGUCUCUUACGAGCUCUACCUUCGUCUUCCAGAGCUCUCGAAACUCUGGACCGCCAGAGACUUUCCCAACUGGAAAAACGAACCGCUUAUCAAACCAGCGUUGCAAGCUUUGGAAAUAACGUUUCGGCUUAUAUCGGUGGUCCAGGCAGAUACACGACCGUACGCGAAUGGGUUCGAGUGGAAGCGCCGCCUCGAGUCACUGGCUUCGAAUCAGGUUGAACUCAUCGCUCUUCUCUUCGAAGAUGGGGAAGAGACCGCCGAGACACGUGGAACCGCUCCGAUCAUUGAUGUUUGCACAUCCAACGGUGUUUUGGCCAGAUAUGGGAGUUUGGUUGAGGUGUGGAAGCACCCUGGAGCGACACCUGUUGUGAAUCGGACCAGCGAGAGUAGCUUGCUCCCUCCGCUUACCACGUGGCAGAAAUCGGAGGACAUGGCUUCCAAGAUUCUCUUUUCCAUCGAGUGCGCGAUGCGUAGGUGUCCAUUCACUUUGGGUUUGGGCGAACCCAACCUCGCCGGCAAACCUUUACUCGAAUACGACCUCAUCUGUAAACCGUCCGAUCUCCAUUCCCUGAAAAAAAGCCCGUCUGAUCUGGACAACAACGAGAACCAUGCGCUCUUUACAACUCAUCAGAUAUUGGAAUCGUGGAUCCGCGCGUCUCUGGAGCUUCACGCACGGAUCGUUAAUAGAAUCGAUAGCCAAGAUUUUGGUAAAGCAGCGAACGAUUGCUGGUUAUUGGAACGAAUCUGGAAGCUCUUCGCAGAGAUUGAAGACCUCCACCUUCUAAUGGAUCCAGGGGAUUUUCUCCGUCUGAAGAGUCAACUCGCGAUCAAAGCUUCAUCGGAAUCCGACGCUUUUUGCUUCAGAUCUAAGGGAUUGAUUGAAAUCACGAGAGCAUCGAAGGAUCUGAAUCAGAAAGUUCCAGCAAUUUUAUCCGUGGAGGUGGAUCCAAAAGGAGGGCCGAGGAUUCAAGAAGCAGCCAUGAAGCUUUACCACGGCCACGGAGAAGGAGACUCAGGCAGAAUCCAUCUGCUUCAGGCUUUACAGGCAAUCGAAUCGGCUUUGAAGAGGUUCUUCUUUUCGUAUCGACAGCUUAUCAUGAUACUGAUGGGGAGCUUGGAGGUGAAGGGAAACAGAGGCAUGGUGUCUGCUGAUUCUAGCGAUGCGUUGUCUCAGAUCUUCUUGGAACCCACUUACUUUCCGAGUUUGGAUGCGGCAAAGACGUUUCUUGGGGAUUUCUUGCGUUACGAUCAUGGACUUGUAAGUGCGAAUGGAUCGAAUGGAAGAGUUCGAACAACAAAAAAUUGAGAGAGAUACUCAAGAGGAGAUGCCAUCUCCCUCUUC